GAUGUUUCGCCUUCGAGUUCUUGCUGCUGUGGCAGGCUUAGAGGCUGUUUCCCGAUGUUAUCAUGGAAUGGCACAUCCCACCAGAAGCAGGCAAAGACUUAUGAUGGCAGCUUUCAUAGGAACAACUGCAGCAACAGCGAGUGCUGGACUCCUAUGGAAGAGAGCCCAUGCAGAAGCAUCGUCAUCUGUAAAACACAAUGCAAGGACAGAAACUAAUGAAAGAGUGAAGGAUCAAGAAGAGGAGGAGAAUAGCGAUGAUAGAAAGACUGUCGAGUCAAGUGGUGGAGGGGCUCAGCCCGAAGAGAAGAAGAAGAAACAACGUUCUGGAUUUAGAGAUCGUAAGGUGAUGGAGUAUGAGAACAGGAUACGGGCCUACUCCACUCCAGACAAAAUCUUCAGAUACUUUGCCACCUUAAAAGUAAUACAUGAGCAUGGAGAAUCCGAGGUUUUUAUGACACCACAAGAUUUUGUGAGAUCCAUUACUCCUAAUGAAAAACAACCAGAACACCUAGGUCUGGAUCAGUUUGUAGUGAAGCGGUAUGAUGGAAAGACAGAGAAGUUAUCCCAAGAACGAGAGAAGUUUGCUGAUGAAGACAGUAUAUUUUAUACACUUGGAGAAUGUGGACUCAUCUCUUUUUCUGACUACAUCUUCCUCACUACAGUUCUCUCCACUCCCCAGAGGAAUUUUGAAAUUGCCUUCAAGAUGUUUGAUUUGAAUGGUGAUGGUGAAGUGGACAUGGAGGAGUUUGAACAGGUCCAGAGCAUUAUUCGCUCCCAAACCAGCAUGGGCAUGCGUCACCGAGAUCGUUCUACUACAGGAAAUACUCUAAAGACUGGCUUCAACUCUGCCCUGACGACAUACUUUUUUGGAUCUGAUCUGAAAGGAAAGCUGACAAUCUCAAACUUCUUAGAGUUCCAGCGCAAACUUCAGCAUGACGUUCUGAAGCUUGAGUUGCAUACUUGUUUUGAGUCUGAAGGUUUUUUCAGAUUAGUAAUUUUUGUAAAACUCAUUGUUUACUGCAUUCUAUUAAUAAUGUAUCCUUAUUUUAUUUCAGUUACCAUGCAGCAGGUAGCCAGGACAGUGGCAAAAGUGGAGCUCUCAGACCAUGUGUGUGAUGUGGUGUUUGCUCUUUUUGAUUGUGACGGGAACGGAGAGUUGAGUAACAAGGAGUUUGUUGCCAUUAUGAAGCAGCGACUUAUGAGAGGUUUGGAGAAGCCCAAAGACAUGGGAUUUACACGACUCAUGAGGGCAAUGUGGAAAUGCGCGCAGGAGACAGCUUGGGACUUUGCUAUGCCCAAACAAUAACUGCAGCAAAUGGAAGAACCUGGUUUACAACAUGUUAUUGGGGCCAUAAAUCUGUCUGUACUGCUCCUGCAAAACAUGCCAUUGUCAGAUGCUCUGCAGAUGAACACUCGUCACACAAAACUCUACUGAAUGAUAACAGACCCAUUGCUACAUUGAACUAGAAAAAAACCACCCAAAAGACAGACUAUUAACAACUGGAGUUUUUCCAAACACCAGAACAGAAAUUGGAGUCUAUUGUAUCUUCUGCUUUAAUUUUUCCACUGUUGAUGCCUCUUUAAUAUUAAUCUCUCAGGAAAAUUACAAGAAUAAUUAGUUCUGUGUAUUGCAGCCACCAGUUUCAUCUCCAUGGUACGCUCCAGUGUCCAACAAACCCAGGAUUUUAUGUAGAAUUGAAUAUGGAUAGCUUCAGAGAACAACAUUGGUCGGAAUAGUCCCAUAUGGGUCAAGCAGUGGAACAGAAAUGCCUAGCAAAUAUACUAGUAACAAAUCCUAGUCUUUUGCUCCUGAAUUAUUUUUAGUUUAGAUUUUAAGCGUUAUUUACAAAAAGUGUGUUUAGAAUGAGCUUUCGAAAGAGAGCUGGGUUUAUAGAAAACAAUAUCAACCUUUGUUUAUUACGGAAGCUGUCCAUAAGAUUAAGGGCAGAGGGGGUCCAGCAAGGGUGAGAAGAAUGCCAGAGAAAUUUCUUCUAUAGGACUGUUUUGUUUUUCCCAGUUGGAUUUCUUAUCUUGCAAGCUUGAUGUGAAAUAGGGAUAUACCUGGUCAAGCAGGGGGCUGCCUUGGAUAUAAGGAAUUUAAAAUGGCUUAAUUUUUUCCCCACCUUUCUCCUGCCUUGCAUAAGCAACCUAACAUAUAUGCUCUUUGUAAUUCUCUUUUUAAUAAGGGGAUCCUCCCCCGGUGAGACUGUCCUUCUAUAUGGGGUAUUGGCUUUAAAGCUGCUAUUUACUGAAUGCUUGAACAUUGUAAAAUAUUACUUUAAUUACAUUGGUUCACAACAAAAGCAAA
Trachemys scripta elegans is the source of this 2308-nucleotide messenger RNA. It is a transcript of the gene MICU1, whose product is annotated as mitochondrial calcium uptake 1. NCBI's taxonomy places the organism in Eukaryota, Metazoa, Chordata, Testudines, Emydidae. The coding region runs from base 2 to 1306 and encodes 434 amino acids. The record is from RefSeq and is a predicted model, not a curated record. Gene Ontology annotation, cellular component: uniplex complex. The transcript is spliced from 11 exons. Gene Ontology annotation, biological process: mitochondrial calcium ion homeostasis; calcium import into the mitochondrion. Gene Ontology annotation, molecular function: calcium ion binding.